This is a messenger RNA of Acomys russatus (golden spiny mouse), 2546 nucleotides long. RefSeq names its product SEC63 homolog, protein translocation regulator (gene Sec63). Gene Ontology annotation, biological process: post-translational protein targeting to endoplasmic reticulum membrane; SRP-dependent cotranslational protein targeting to membrane. The transcript is spliced from 21 exons. Bases 45 to 2327 code for a protein of 760 amino acids. Gene Ontology annotation, molecular function: RNA binding; transmembrane protein transporter activity. The record is from RefSeq and is a predicted model, not a curated record. NCBI's taxonomy places the organism in Eukaryota, Metazoa, Chordata, Mammalia, Rodentia, Muridae. Gene Ontology annotation, cellular component: Sec62/Sec63 complex.
GGCGGCGGCGGUGAAGGGGGGAGCGCGGCGGAGGAGGCGGAGCCAUGGCGGGCCAGCAGUUCCAGUACGAUGACAGCGGGAACACCUUCUUCUACUUCCUCACCUCCUUCGUGGGGCUCAUCGUGAUCCCCGCCACCUACUACCUCUGGCCGCGAGACCAGAAUGCGGAGCAAAUUCGAUUAAAGAAUAUCAGAAAAGUAUAUGGAAGAUGUAUGUGGUAUCGUUUACGGUUAUUAAAACCCCAGCCAAAUAUUAUUCCUACAGUAAAGAAAAUAGUUCUGCUUGCAGGAUGGGCACUGUUCUUAUUCCUUGCAUACAAAGUUUCCAAAACAGACCGAGAAUAUCAGGAGUACAAUCCUUACGAAGUAUUAAAUUUGGAUCCUGGAGCAACAGUAGCAGAAAUUAAGAAACAGUAUCGCUUGUUAUCACUUAAAUAUCAUCCAGAUAAAGGUGGCGAUGAAGUUAUGUUCAUGAGGAUAGCAAAAGCUUAUGCAGCUUUAACAGAUGAAGAGUCUCGGAAAAAUUGGGAAGAAUUUGGAAAUCCAGAUGGGCCUCAAGCUACAAGCUUUGGAAUUGCCUUGCCAGCUUGGAUAGUUGACCAGAAAAAUUCGAUUCUGGUUUUACUUGUGUAUGGAUUGGCAUUUAUGGUUAUCCUUCCUGUUGUUGUAGGUUCUUGGUGGUAUCGGUCAAUACGCUAUAGUGGAGACCAGAUUCUAAUACGUACAACACAGAUUUAUACAUACUUUGUUUAUAAAACUCGAAAUAUGGAUAUGAAACGUCUCAUCAUGGUUUUAGCUGGAGCUUCUGAAUUUGAUCCUCAAUAUAAUAAAGAUGCCACAAGCAGACCAACAGAUAAUAUUUUAAUACCACAGCUAAUCAGGGAAAUUGGCAGCAUAAAUUUAAAGAAGAAUGAGCCCCCGCUUACCUGUCCAUAUAGCCUGAAGGCCAGAGUUCUUUUACUGUCUCAUCUUGCUAGAAUGAAAAUUCCUGAGACCCUGGAAGAAGAUCAACAAUUCAUGCUGAAAAAAUGUCCAGCUCUGCUUCAAGAAAUGGUUAAUGUAAUCUGCCAGCUAAUAAUAAUGGCCCGGAGCCGUGAAGAAAGGGAGUUUCGUGCUCCAACUUUGGCAUCCUUAGAGAACUGUAUGAAGCUCUCCCAGAUGGCCGUCCAAGGCCUCCAGCAGUAUAAGUCUCCCCUGCUGCAGCUCCCUCACAUCGAAGAGGACAACCUCAGGAGAGUUUCUAAUCAUAAAAAGUACAAAAUUAAAACUAUCCAAGAUUUGGUCAGCUUAAAAGAAUCAGAUCGUCACAGUCUGCUGCACUUCCUUGAAGAUGACAAAUAUGAAGAGGUCAUGGCGGUUCUUGGGAGUUUUCCCUAUGUGACAAUGGACAUAAAAUCACAGGUAUUGGAUGAUGAAGACAGCAACAACAUCACAGUAGGAUCCUUAGUUACAGUGUUGGUUAAACUGACAAGGCAGACGAUGGCUGAAGUGUUUGAAAAGGAGCAAUCCAUCUGUGUUGCUGAGGAGCAGCCUGCAGAAGAUGGGCAGAGUGAUGCCAACAAGAACAAGGCAAAAGGAGGAUGGCAGCAGAAGAGCAAAGGACCCAAGAAAAUGCCCAAGUCAAAAAAGAAGAAGCCCUUAAAAAAAAAACCCACAGCUGUGCCCUUACCUCAAGCAAAGCAGCAGAAGCAGAAGCAGGCAAAUGGAGUUGUUGGGAGUGAAGCUGCAGUAAAAGAGGAAGAAGAGGACAUUUCUGACAAAGGCAGCGACUCUGAAGAGGAAGAACCCAAUAGAGACUCGCAGAGUGAAAAAGACGAUGGGAGUGACAGAGAAUCUGACAGAGAGCAAGAUGAAAAACAAAACAAAGACGAUGAAGCAGAGUGGCAAGAAUUACAACAAAGUAUACAGAGAAAAGAGAGAGCUCUUCUAGAAACCAAGUCAAAGAUAACACACCCUGUGUAUAGUCUUUACUUUCCUGAGGAAAAACAAGAGUGGUGGUGGCUUUAUAUUGCAGAUAGAAAAGAACAAACAUUAAUAUCCAUGCCAUAUCAUGUGUGUACACUGAAGGAUACAGAAGAGGUAGAACUGAAGUUUCCUGCACCAGGCAAGCCUGGAAAUUAUCAGUAUACAGUGUUUCUGAGAUCAGACUCCUAUAUGGGUUUGGAUCAGAUUAAACCACUGAAGUUGGAAGUUCAUGAAGCCAAGCCUGUCCCAGAAAACCACCCACAGUGGGAUACAGCAAUAGAAGGUGAUGAAGACCAGGAAGACAGUGAGGGAUUUGAAGAUAGCUUUGAGGAAGAGGAGGAAGAAGAGGAAGGUGAUGACUAAGCAGUGUAUGAGUGGACCACAGCAUUUGCACACAGUUGAAACAGCUGCUGCUUUGUAAAGUAUAAUAAAGCAGAAGCAGUGGAGAACUGACGUGGAGGGAAGUGUUGGUGUCUUUACUAGAAAUGGAUGCAAAAAAUAGACAGUUGGUGCCAUGGUACCAUCUGAAAAAGAGUCAUUUAAAGCCUUUCAGGUAUGGGGCGGUGUGCCUAUCUCAUCUGC